CCAAGUCUUUAGUCUCGCGGGCGGAAAUGCAAAACGAAAGAAAACGUACAUAUUUUGAUAUUUUGCUAAACGUGUGGUACGCUGAAGUGUAUGAUUCGCUUUAGGACCGACUUAGUUAAAUCUUUAGCAACCAAGCAGAUUUGUUUUAGAAAGAUGUGAUUUACAGUUGAUAAAGAGAUGAAGUGAAAAACAAUAUUUAUUAAAGAUAGCAAUGGGUAGACGUCGCUCUUCUUACAGUUCUUCUAGUGACAGUUCAUCUGAUGACAGCAGGAAACGUAGUCGAUCUUUGUCGCCUAGUAAUAAACGUCACAGAAAAUAUUCACAAAGUCGUUCUAGAUCCCCGCCAAGCCAUUCUAGAUCCCCUCCACGGCAAGCAAAAAACUAUAAAAGAUCUCGAUCACGAACACCGGAAUAUAAAUACUCAAAAUCUUCUAAACAAUACAGAUCAAGAUCUCCCAAUUACAGAAGAUCUAGGUCACCACAGGUCAGAAGAUCAUGGUCACCAGCAUACAGGUCAAGGUCUCCAGCAUACAGGCCAAGGUCACCACAAUCUAGGUCAAGACCUCCCAAUGAUAGAGGUCCCCCAAAUCAAGUUGGCAGAAAUCACCAUAGUAACAGCUUUCAUAGAGAAAAUGGCCAUCACCAUGGUCACCAUCAUAAUCACCAUAGAGACAGUCCUGAUGUCAUGGAAAUGAGAAGAAUAGAAAGAGAACGAUUAGGUGCUAUGGGUGUUUGUGAAGUUUGGGGAGCAUCUCCGCCCCAUCCCCUCACCGACAGUUCUGAAUCAGAAGCUGAAAAGAAACUGGAUAACAGUGACUCUGAUACAGAUUCUGAUGACAGUAGUUCAGAAGAAGAGAAGAAGAAGAAGAAAAAAACUAAGUCUAGUAAAUCAAGUAAAAAGAGGAAAAAAGAGAAAAAAAAGAAGAAGAAAAGUAAGAAAUUAAAGAAGGAAAAAAAAGCGAAAAAGAAAAAAAAGAAGAAAGACAGUGAAUCAUCGGAUGAAGAAUUGGACGAAGAAGAAGAAGAGGAGAUGGAAAUAUGGACAGAAAAAAAAGUAAAUGUUGGUGUAGAGGAUGAUGGUGAUGUUGUUGGACCUCAACCUUACACACAAUCAGCUCAAGCCAGUAAAUUAGAUUAUGGACAUGCGUUGUUACCAGGUGAAGGUGCUGCUAUGGCUGCCUAUAUAGCAGAAGGUAAGAGAAUUCCCAGAAGAGGAGAGAUUGGUCUAGAGAGUGAGGAAAUAGAAAGUUUUGAAUCCAUGGGUUUCGUGAUGAGUGGAAGCAGACAUCGACGAAUGGAGGCUGUACGUCUGCGGAAAGAAAACCAGAUUUAUUCUGCCGAUGAGAAACGAGCCUUAGCGAACUUUAAUCACGAAGAACGGACAAAACGUGAAACAAAAAUCUUAUCACAGUUUCGUGAAAUGGUGUCGCGGAAAACACAGGGCAAAGAGUAGAUAUGAACUAUUAAAUUGGACAAGGCAGCACCAAGUGUUGAAAGUGUUAUGUAGUUAUGAUUAAGCGUUCAUAGGAAACUUGAGAUAUUGACACUAACUGAUGAUCUCUUAGUAUUAAUCGAUUCUUGACAAUAAUAAAUUGAUCAGAUUAACCUGUUUAAAUAAUUCCAGGUGAUUCAUAGUGAAGAGAUAUAAUUCCUUGUUAUCAAUGUUAAUAUACUAACUCCAUUGAUAAUCACUGUGUUAAUAGAAAUCAUUGUGUAUGAUAUUCAUAAGAAACACCAGUUGUAUUAAUUUUUAUCAAAUUGUAAAAUAAACCUUCAUUAUGUAUGGUAUGAUAUACUGAUAUAUGGUAUGAUAUACUGGUAUAUGGUCUGAUAUAUGGUAUGGUAUACUGAUAUAUGGUAUGAUAUACUGAUAUAUGGUAUGAUAUACUGAUAUGUAAUAAACUACACUAUAUCGAAUUUCAAAA
Patella vulgata (common limpet) is the source of this 1925-nucleotide messenger RNA. Its product is annotated as NF-kappa-B-activating protein. Gene Ontology annotation, biological process: regulation of gene expression. The transcript is spliced from 10 exons. The coding region runs from base 212 to 1453 and encodes 413 amino acids. The record is from RefSeq and is a predicted model, not a curated record. Lineage: Eukaryota; Metazoa; Mollusca; Gastropoda; Patellidae. Gene Ontology annotation, molecular function: chromatin binding. Gene Ontology annotation, cellular component: nucleus.